AUCAUCAUCAUCAUCAUCAUCCAUCCGGUUACGAAGUCUGCCAUUCCGUUCUUGCACAGAACACAUUCAUCUGCCUACAGAUGGCUAGUUCAACGUAUUCCGGUGGUGAUGCAGGCGAACAAGAGUCCGAUGAGUCAUCCGGAGAAGAAAGUGGGAGCCAUGCCUCGGAACCGAUGCACAACCCCGUGCUGCGACUGGCGCUCAGCCUGCUCUGCUUAGCGUUCCUCUUCACAGUCUUCGUGUUGGGCAUAGUCAUCCUCAUCGUUAGAAGUAUCACCGGAAAGAAAGUAAAACCAAUAGAGGAGAAUGUGACAGACGUUGCCGACAUCGAGUUAGAAACGACUGUCAGACACAACGAUACGGAUCUGGACAUAAAUACUACUGCUCAAUGGCCUUUCGAACUUUUCCCCUUGAACUGGAGCUACUUCGGGCUGUCGCCAAUGAACGCCAGCGCUCCGCACUUGAUCGUGAUAUGAUGUCACCUUCGACUGUUGUUGGCAGAGCAUAAUGUUACAAAUGUGUACAAAGCGUACUCAUAAACCCUUUCAUAAGCACA
Messenger RNA from Ornithodoros turicata, 556 nucleotides. RefSeq lists its product as uncharacterized. The record is from RefSeq and is a predicted model, not a curated record. The coding region runs from base 81 to 476 and encodes 131 amino acids. The transcript has 9 exons. NCBI's taxonomy places the organism in Eukaryota, Metazoa, Arthropoda, Arachnida, Ixodida, Argasidae.